AUGCCAGGCAACGAAUCGUCUGCCUCGACAGACAAUAGCAUCAAUAUCAAAGCAGCCCCGGACAGUUCCUUGCAUUUGCGAGACGCAAGCUCCAACAGCAGCGACCAAACACCAUCUGUUGCCAAGGCGGACACAAACGGCCAGGCGCAUGCCUCGCCGAAGAAGCGUCGCAAAGUGAACCAUGCGUGCGUGUACUGCAGGCGCUCGCACAUGACGUGCGAUUCGGAACGACCGUGUACGCGGUGCAUCAAGCGCAAUAUCGGUCAUCUCUGCCAUGACGAGCCCCGUGAACCCACUAAGAAAGGCCGCAACGAACAUGAGGAAGAGGGCGCCGCUACAAGUGACUUUGGGGCGUCUCACGGUAUGUCCAAUAUUGGAAGACAGCCGAUGCUCUCGGACUCUCCGCUCAGCAUUCGCCCAUCCACUAUAGACCCGUCCCAAACCGUGCAGCCUUCCUCGAUUUCCAACCCUGCCGGACCGACUUUGGACGCAACUCCCCAACAGAUGUUUAGCUACGGAGAAUGGCCCGUGAACGGACAGAGCCAGUUCCAGGAUAUGCAUACAUUCCACCCGUCUUAUAUGUUUAACGCUCCCGAAGUCACCGAUGAAUACAAUCUACUAGGCGACUUUCUGAGUAACAGCUUACUGGAUGACAAUGCCAUGUACGGAAACGACGAGCUUCAGGGUCUAUACUCGGAUUCUUCCUUGAUCAACAUGAGCACAAAUUUAGCUGGGAACAACCAGGCGUUUAACCAACAACAAAAGCUGGCUCAGCUAGCGCCGACUCAGAAUAUGAAUGCGCAAAGUUCCGUGCAAGGGCCCAGCUCUACGAUUCAAAAUGACAAAGCUCGUGAAAAAUACUACAUGACCGCGGCCGAUCCAUCGGGCAUGGAUCCACCCGAGGAACGAAUGAACAAGCUGCUCAAAGCUAAAUAUGAAGCCGGCAUGUUGAGGCCAUUCAACUACGUCAAGGGCUACGCAAGGCUGAACCAAUACAUGGAGCAACAUAUGCAGCCAGCAUUGCGGCACAAAAUACUUCGCCAGCUUGACAAAUUCCGUCCCAAAUUCCGUGAACGCAUGCAGAGCCUGACCGAUAUCGAACUAGUGCUUUCUGAAAUGUGGUUCGAGCGCAGUCUGAUGGAAUACGACCGUGUUUUUGCCAGUAUGGCGAUUCCUGCUUGCUGCUGGCGGCGAACGGGGGAGAUAUUCCGUGGCAACAAAGAGAUGGCAGAGCUGAUCAACGUCCCUAUUGAGAAUUUGAGAGAUGGCAAGCUAGCUCUGCACCAGAUCAUCACUGAGGACCAGCUAGUUAGCUACUGGGAGAAAUUUGGAGCCAUCGCCUUUGACGGUACUCAAAAGGCUAUGCUUACUAGUUGUACUCUAAAGAGCCCUGACGACGAUGACUCGACAAAAGGAAUUCCCUGCUGUUUCUCCUUCACCAUCCGUCGUGAUCCAAAUGCCAUUUGGUCAAUGUCAAUAUCCCAGCCCGCCUGCUGGCAGCGGCAAAGCUCGUUCCUUCCUAUUUCGGCUUCGGCCCUCCAACUACUUUCUUCUCCGACGUUACGUUCUCCAUCACUUCUUCAUACUGUAAUUCUCCCAUUACAUGCAACAUUCAAUCACUGUAUUGUCGCUAUGGAGGCCAGCAACGUGCGUGAUCCAAAUAAGAUCGCCGUGUCAAUUUGCGGGUUUGUCGCAGACUUGCUUUCACAUACUGAAGACCUCCCAUCACUUGCCUCGUGGAUACAGAAUGCUGAGACUACCGCGUCUUUGGAUCAAUUUCUGUCUGCACUUUCACUAAAAUCAUCAACGCUAUCAGUCGCCUCGCGGAAUCUCUUGGACUCGUCUGCUACCGUGUUGUGGAAUGCAUUCAACCGAUUGUUACAAAUUACUGAGGAGUUUGAAUUUACGCCUCUACUCAUUCAAGGUCACCUGAAUUUCACAUCUACACAUAUCGAGGCUGAUUUCUCGAUAGUCCCUCUACUUGCGUAUCAUAUGUUGGUGAGCUGUGUUGCUCAAGACGAUGAUGCCUUUUCUCGUACUCAUCCCGCAAACUGUCCAGCGGGAGAUUUGACCGAGAGAGCUUCAAACAUGUUACAGCAAACUGCAUCAUCAAUCAGUGCCCUACAAGCUAAUGGACCCGUCGAUAAAGAAAUUGAAAUUUCUAUUGCAAAAUAUCAUAUUCUGCGUGCAAACCUGGCUAUGAAAGACGGAAAUAUCGAAUUGACCGAGACAGCACUAUCACAAGUUUCUAACAACUCAAUGAAAACCGAUCCAGGCAUUGGAAAACAAUAUGUUAUUCUGUGCCAUGCCGCGUUACGACAAGCAUUGGGACGUGGAGAAGCAGCAGACAAAUGGCUGCUAAGAAUAUCCAACGCAUUCCACAUCUUUCAUGAGUACAGCAGUCUAUACUCCGACUGCGUAAAAGUCCAUCUGGAAGUUAUUUACACACUCGCAACGAGUGAUAUGUCAGAGGUAUCCGAGGCAUUCGAAACUUUGGCAAUGAAGUUAUUCCAAACAGUCGAGUUGGAUCACCCGAAAUAUUCACUUGUUUUGGUCCUGCAGCUUGAAUUCAUGUCAAAGCAGAAGAACCCGGAUCUUCGGACGUUUCACGAAGCUCUUAUAAACUAUAUCAAUCUUAUGGAACCCUCUAUGCAAAAUUUCAAAAGACUGCUGACCUCGGCUUCGUGGAGGUCUUUGGGCUGUUUGAAGGCAUUGGAAAAUAUGGCAAACAUUCUCUGUGAAAUCCUACCACAAUCUUUGAGCAACGAAGCAAGUGAUGCAUCGCUUAUUAUUAUCUGGAAAGAGGCCGAGUAUUUCUCACUGCAGGGAAAUUUCCUCGAGGCUCUAGCUUGGUAUCGUUUCAGCCAGCAUAUUCUUUUCCGCCGCGCCAGUGAAGUCAACAAAACGAAAAUACUAAGGAAAUUGAUCUUCUGCGGGUUUCAAAUCGGUGAUAAUGGGGAAGUCGAACGAGCUUGGAUGUCGCUUCCUGAGCAGGAAAGAGAUCCGCAAACGACUUAUUUGGUAUACCAAGUGCUUCUCAAGGACUCGGAUUUUAGUUCAGCCGCCGACCUACUAAGAUACCUUACCGAUUUAGGGAAAGAAGGACAUAUAUAUAGUGCAGCUGCGAUAGCUGCUGCGUCACUCUCGCAAGAGAAGAGACAGGCUUUAGAAAGCAUUCAAUAUUUUCUUGAAAAGACGCCAGAUGGAAACGAAAAUGUGCAGCCAAAUUUCAGCCUCUAUCGAAUUGCGGUUCAACUCAUUGUUCGAGGAAUCCGUGAAAACGAUGAAUCCAUUUUGCAUGAACAACUCUGCCAGCUUUUAUCAAGAGCGGUGGAUCUAUUCCAAUAUUGUCAGAAGUUCGAGCUCAAUGAUCUUGACUGGUUCUCGCGCUGCAGCUAUCUCGCUAGUAUCGAAUUAUUCGACAAAAUCGAUGGAUAUCAGGUGUUAUCUCUGUUGGAAAUCUCACUCAAGGUUAAAGCUUUCCUCAUUCACUCGGGCUAG
This is a messenger RNA of Talaromyces rugulosus, 3501 nucleotides long. RefSeq lists its product as uncharacterized. The record is from RefSeq and is a predicted model, not a curated record. Gene Ontology annotation, molecular function: DNA-binding transcription factor activity, RNA polymerase II-specific; zinc ion binding; RNA polymerase II transcription regulatory region sequence-specific DNA binding. The coding region runs from base 1 to 3501 and encodes 1166 amino acids. Gene Ontology annotation, biological process: meiotic cell cycle; regulation of DNA-templated transcription. Gene Ontology annotation, cellular component: nucleus. NCBI's taxonomy places the organism in Eukaryota, Fungi, Ascomycota, Eurotiomycetes, Eurotiales, Trichocomaceae. The transcript has 18 exons.